AUGCCAGUCGGGCUGGAUAUCUCGUCUUCUACACGUUCCCAAGCUGGCCCUGGACCUCAUCUUCGGAACCGGCCCGAGAUAGAUUCCUCUGCGGGGGCGUUAUGGACGUCGCAUUUUGACGACCCUUCAACAAUGGCGGCGACAGCAGGGAAUGGCUCCGUGCCUCCUGCAAAUGCCUCUUCUUCAAAUGGUGGUAUUUCAGCUAGCCAGCGCAUGAUAUCUGCAUCCGCGGGCAACAUAUUAACCGGUCUGCUCGUCACUCCUCUCGAUGUCGUUCGCGUCCGUUUACAGUCUCAAGCCGUUAAGAGCGUCAACCCAUCCCAAUAUACCACCUCAACGCUGAAGAAUCUUCCCCCGAACAUUGGAAUAACGGCCUGCUGCCGAGAGGUCUUCUGGGUUGGAGAGAAUGCGCAAAUGUGUAUGCUGGGUCCGCAGGGCGGGGCACUCAGCGCCCAGGCCAUGGAUUGCGCCGUCGAGGAAACACAAAGGCGGACAUUCACAUCAACUUUCGAUGGACUGCGCAAAAUCGCCCGCAACGAGGGCAUGGUUGCCCUGUGGCGAGGUCUCAGCCCAACUCUGAUGAUGGGCAUUCCGGCAAACAUUAUCUACUUCGCUGGGUAUGAUUGGCUACGUACCGACGAGCGGAGUCCUAUUAAGCAACGCGUUUCGGAUGUUUAUGCGCCAUUUGUCGCUGGCGCGAUAGCUCGAACAGCGGCUGCAUCAGCCACAAGUCCCGUGGAAAUGUUCAGGACUCGUCUCCAAGCCACGCCGGGAACUGGCGCUGGACACUUCAAGGAAACAUUAGAAGGCUUGUACCAAAUGACCCAGGUGAAAGGAUAUACAUCUCUCUGGCGAGGUCUGUCCCUUACCAUGUGGCGCGAUGUGCCCUUCUCGGGCCUCUACUGGUGGGGUUAUGAGAAGGUCAAGGAAGGCCUGGAAGGAGCGCGGCAAAGCGCCCCUCAUCUUUCUGGCUCUGAGGCAGAGCACGUCUCGACCGCGACUGCCUUUGUCGAUAGCUUCAUUGCCGGUGCCACUUCAGGAUCAGUAGCGGCGCUGGUAACAACGCCUUUUGAUGUUGGAAAGACACGGCAACAAGUUUUCCGGCAUAUGGAUGACCAUAUCUCUCCCUCCCCCCGAUCCACUCUCAUUCCGAAGGCUAUUGUCCCGGAACAGCUCUCUCUACCCAAGUUUCUCAUGCACAUAUUCCGCGAGGAAGGCCUCGCCGGACUCUUCAGUGGAUGGGCAGCCCGCUGCUUGAAAGUGGCGCCCGCCUGCGCUAUCAUGAUAUCGACAUAUGAGCUCGGAAAACGCAUGGCUCGUGAUGUCAACGAGCGACGACACCCCGAAGACUCCUAA
Molecule: messenger RNA, 1356 nt
Organism: Penicillium waksmanii
Lineage: Eukaryota; Fungi; Ascomycota; Eurotiomycetes; Eurotiales; Aspergillaceae
Product: putative mitochondrial carrier protein
Exons: 2
Coding region: 1-1356 (451 amino acids)
Biological process (GO): mitochondrial transmembrane transport
Source: RefSeq, a predicted model, not a curated record